Messenger RNA from Ectocarpus siliculosus, 2003 nucleotides. Lineage: Eukaryota; Phaeophyceae; Ectocarpales; Ectocarpaceae. The record is from the annotation of a GenBank genome assembly.
AUGGGCCCGCAAGAUCAAGAGCAUACGGCGGGGGGGAGGAGGGGCGGGUUGUUGGGGCGGGCAUUCCAACAAGCAAAGCGCAUAGGGGAGAUCGUCGACCCCGAUGCUGUGGCCAACGCGGAGCAGGCUUGGAAAGAGCUUGCACCCGACUUGCGGCAAGCCGCAGACGACCUUCUCAGAAGCAAGGAAGAAAUUUUGUCCACUGGAACGGAGGCAAGAGGCAUCUGGUCCGCUGCCAAGGAGGCCUGGUCGGGGUUAGGGGCGGUAGAAAGGGAUAGAACAGCGGCCGACAGCAGUGCUACCUUCGCGCUGGAGAGGGAAGAAGGGGGUUCUGUCACGGUUGGAUGGGAGGGCCUCAAGAAGGACAUUGAAAGGGCAGCCAAAGGGGUCUUCGGUGAUGUCUUCGGAGAGGCAGCCGACGAAGUCUUGGCAUCUUUCGAGACCCGUCUAUCAGAGGCCCUGUCGGAAGGCAACGUUCGCGCGGCUUCUCAGCUGUGGCGUCGCCUGCUGGACACGCCGGGGGUACAGCUUCUCGCCCAAGACGGGCGGUUGUGGGCCGGGGCGGAAAGAGCGGUGCGGCGGUACCUCAGCGGCUUCUUGAGCGAGAAGUCGGCGAAGGAAGCGCAGAGAGCCGUCAACGCCACGGCGAACUUCGCACUACACUUUGCUGGAUUGAGUCGCAAUGCCGCUAAGAGCGACCACGAGGUGUUCGAGGAGCUGUCCCACAAGCUCUGCCAUCUGCAGGGUGCUGCCGAAAAGCUUCGGCCCUUGGCGGUGCUUGCUCUACCCUUGCUGGGAUACCAGGACUACGCCGCAAAGCUCGAGAGAGCGAUUAGAUCUAACGCUCUGUCCAGGGUAACGCAGACCGUCUCCGCGAGCGUGUUGUUGGGCCUCAAUCCUCGUGAUCCUUUCCUCCUGACACUCAUCGCCUCCUUCUCCUUAGGACACCUCUCCAAGGAUGUUGCUCAAAACAUGGCUGCGUUCUUCCAGAAAAUCUUGAUGGAUCAGGUCAGGUUUGACCAGCCCCAGACAAAACAAUCGCUAUCCGAUGCUGAGGAACCGUUAAUGAGUCCUGUAGACCUGGCAACCGAGCUCGUGACAGGGACCAAGACCUGCCAGGAGCUAGGACACCAAGCAUUUGCAUUCUUCAAGGUGGUGCAGCGGGCGCUAGAGGAAUCAUCCCCAUCAUUUGUUGUUGAGAAUGUCGACGUCAACGGUGUACAUCCGUCGACAGAGGCAUCUGAGGCGCCGCAAGAAGGGAGGCCGCCGCCACAACCCCUUCAACAACAUGGCCCUCCCCGCACCCCCCGCAAGCUCAAGCUGGAAGGCAUCGUUCUCCGGCACGCUAUCUGGGUCGCGGCUUUGGUUGACAGCAAGUACUUUUCCUUGGGAGUUCUUGUCGUGUGUCUUGUUGUGGGAGGUGUUUUGGUUUGUGGAUCCGUAUGGGCGUGCUGUUGGCGGGGGUUGAGGGAUACGCGUGGCCGUCCUCGGACGAUCAAAAAGGGGAGAGGGGGCGUGCAGCUGUACCAAGCACCGCGACCGGUUUUAGCGGCCCGGCGAGAGAAGACGGCGUGAGAGGCGCGUGUUCCGACGAUGAGACGUGUGUGGUGUUAUUGGAGAGGUUCAGCCUUCCGUGCGGCAUGUUGUUUAUUCUCUGUAUCUCACUUGGCGGCUUUUCCCUGUUCCUGUUACCUAUAUGGGCACGUACGUACGUACUGUGGGAGAGUCGCACUCUCAAGUCAUUCUGGAUUAUCCUUCCGAAGAAACUGGUGGUCAUCCGCAUAUGUAUUUUACGAUGUUAGUUGUUCAUCUGGUACUUAGUAGUGACGUUAUGUAUAUUUAUGAUACGUGUUGCUUGACUGGUUGUUUGAAGUGACGUUUCCCUAAAUAGCGCGGUUGAUCGAAUGGCUAGCGAGAAUUGACACCGGGAGUGUUUCGUGAUUGUUCGUAUUUUUUCAGGUGAGAAAUAUGUAGUAUAAAUAGUGCGCUUUGCCAGUUCUCCG